GGGCUGGAUGCGCGCGCACCCGGGGGGAGGCCGCUGCUGCCCGGAGCAGGAGGAGGGGGAGAGCGCGGCGGGCGGCAGCGGCGCCGGCGGCGACUCCGCCAUAGAGCAGGGGGGCCCGGGCAGCGCGCUCGCUCCGUCCCCGGUGAGCGGCGUGCGCAGGGAAGGCGCUCGGGGCGGUGGCCGGGGCCGGGGGCGGUGGAAGCAGGCGGGCCGGGGCGGCGGCGUCUGUGGCCGUGGCCGGGGCCGGGGCCGUGGCCGGGGACGGGGCCGGGGCCGGGGCCGGGGCCGCGGCCGUCCCCAGAGUGGCGGCAGCGGCCUUGGCGGCGACGGCGGCGGCGGCGGCGGCGGCGUCGUCAGCGGUGGCGGCGGCGCCCCCCGGCGGGAGCCGGUCCCUUUCCCGUCGGGGAGCGCGGGGCUGGGGCCCAGGGGACCCCGGGCCACGGAGAGCGGGAAGAGGAUGGAUUGCCCGGCGCUCCCCCCCGGAUGGAAGAAGGAGGAAGUGAUCCGAAAAUCUGGGCUCAGUGCCGGCAAGAGCGAUGUCUACUACUUCAGUCCAAGUGGUAAGAAGUUCAGAAGCAAACCUCAGCUGGCAAGGUAUCUGGGAAAUACUGUUGACCUCAGCAGUUUUGACUUCAGAACUGGAAAGAUGAUGCCUAGUAAAUUACAGAAGAAUAAACAGAGACUGCGGAAUGAUCCUCUUAACCAAAAUAAGGGUAAACCUGACUUGAAUACAACAUUGCCAAUUAGACAAACUGCAUCAAUUUUCAAACAACCAGUAACCAAAGUCACCAACCAUCCUAACAAUAAAGUGAAAUCAGAUCCACAACGAAUGAAUGAACAACCUCGUCAGCUUUUCUGGGAGAAGAGGCUACAAGGACUCAGUGCAUCAGAUGUAACAGAACAAAUUAUAAAAACCAUGGAACUACCUAAAGGUCUUCAAGGAGUUGGUCCAGGUAGUAAUGAUGACACCCUUUUAUCUGCUGUUGCCAGUGCUUUGCACACAAGCUCUACACCAAUCACAGGACAAGCCUCUGCUGCUGUGGAAAAGAACCCUGCUGUUUGGCUCAAUACAUCUCAACCCCUCUGCAAAGCUUUUAUUGUCACAGAUGAAGAUAUUAGGAAGCAGGAAGAGCGAGUCCAACAAGUGCGCAAGAAGUUAGAAGAAGCCCUGAUGGCAGACAUCCUGUCCCGAGCUGCCGAUACAGAAGAGAUGGAUAUUGAAAUGGACAGUGGAGAUGAAGCCUAAGAAUUUAAUCAGGUAACUUUCGACUGACUUUCCCCAAGAGAAAAUUUCUAGAAAUUGAAUGAAAACGUUUUCACUGGGUUUUGCCUGUAAGAAACAAUGUACCCGAGCACAUAGAGCUUUUGACUAGCACUAACCAAUGCCUUUUUAGAUGUAUUUUUGAUGUAUAUAUCUAUUAUUCAAAAAUGAUGUUUAUUUUGAGUCCUAGGACUUAAAAUCUGUCUUUUAUAAUAUCAAGCAGGACCCUUAAGAUGAAAUGAAGCUUUUGAUGCCAGGUGCAAUCUACUGGAAAUGUAGCACUUACAUGAAAUAUUUGUUUCCCCCACAGUUUUAAUAUAAACAGGUUAAGAGUACCAAAUAAAUUUCCCAAUUAAAGAUUAUUAAGACUUCACUGUAUAUAAACAGAUUUUUAUACUUUAUUGAAAGAGGAUACCUGUACAUUCUUCCAUCAUCACUGUAAAGACAAAUAAAUGAUUAUAUUCACAGA
Messenger RNA from Jaculus jaculus (lesser Egyptian jerboa), 1730 nucleotides. It is a transcript of the gene Mbd2, whose product is annotated as methyl-CpG binding domain protein 2. The coding region runs from base 8 to 1246 and encodes 412 amino acids. The record is from RefSeq and is a predicted model, not a curated record. The transcript has 7 exons. Gene Ontology annotation, molecular function: DNA binding. Lineage: Eukaryota; Metazoa; Chordata; Mammalia; Rodentia; Dipodidae.